GUGCGGGGCAACACCGCUCCGUCCGCGUCGCGGCCACGUCACGCUAUCGUGAGGAGUGCAGUGAUAGUUCAAAUAAGUGCUACACGUUCAUGCAUGCCUGGUACUUUAAUUAAUUAUGAGUUGAAACGUGAAGGGGCGUGAUGCGUCUUCUGUGAUGUUCACUCUAAUAUGCAGUGGGACGGCCUCUACUUCGUGUGUUUAGCAUUAUGCUGCCUACAUACUGCCUCUGAGCCACUGCGAUUUCCCGAGGACUACCGCUCGAAUGGUGUCAGGCGGAGACGGAGCGAUGACAAGGACAGCCUGGCGCUAUCCAGGGAGAUAUUUAGGAACAUCACCAAACACCUCCGGGAGAAUAUCAGGAGGGAAGGCGCCACGGACAGAAACGAACAUUUGUUACAGAAUAGGAUAGAAGAACCCCGUUACAAUGCUCCCUACCAGAGCUACCAUGACCACCACCACGAGCACCACUGGGGGCCAUACUUCGAAGACGAGAAGUACAUGGAAGUGACGGCCCAUGUGGGCUCUGAGGCCUUGCUCAACUGCAGGGUGGUGAUGCUCAAAGAUAAAACGGUCAUGUGGUUACGGAACACCACUGACUCAGCGACGCUGUUGACGGUGGGGCCGUCGCCUUACACCGGUGACAGCCGGAUAGCUGUCAAGUUCCAGUACCCAAACAACUGGAGGUUAAGCCUCAACCCGGUGACGAGGACUGACGCCGGGAACUACAUGUGCCAAAUAUCCACGCACCCACCAAGAACUAUAUUCGUUAACUUAACUGUACUACCUCCAGUUUUAACAAUAUACAGCGACCAAAACCACGAAGUGAAAGACCGGUUUUACAAGGCCGGGAGUUCAAUCAAACUGUCUUGCAUCAUAUCAGAAGAGUUUAUUACCAGUUUGCCUCUAAAAGUGUCAGCGACCACCCUCCCUCCUCCUACCACCACCACACCGUUAACAACGACAACGGAGUUGACAACUAGAAUGAGUACAGUAUUCAAUAGAAUAGAUUUAAUGAUGAACAAAAGUUGGAGUGUUGAAACGACGACUAUCACCUCCACAGUCAGCAUUAGUACCACGAAAGUGCCGGAGUUAACCAGCACUUUGAAAACGACUGUGAAACCCACCGCUCCGCCUGUAGUGAAUAAUAUUUAUGGGCUAGCGUGGAAAAAGCAAGGAAAAGACUACUUAGAUAAUGUUACUUUCCGCAACAUGAGCGCCACAAUCAGUGUGGCAUCUGCAUCACAAAAUGACAGCGGGGUGUAUACUUGCCUCCUCCAAAAUCACUCGCAAGUCGUCGUGAACGUUCAUGUUCUGAUUGGUGAGAACCAAGCCGCUGUGCACCACGACACCUGGAACAAAGGAACGCUUUUUUGGCAACCACAAAACAUUUGCUUGAUAUCCGCAGUAGCGUUCCUUUUAUAUUUCACUUGAAAUCAUUCAAAUUCUGAGACAAAAUCUUGUUUUAUAUCCUACCAAAUAUUGGCCAAGGCACCAAGCCCAAGUGGGGAAAAUGUUUUAAUAUUAAUGACUAUAAUGACCAUUGUGAGAUUAGCUUUUCCAUUAACUUUACAGCGAUUUAACACACUUACGGUACUUUACGGUAUACAAAAUCUUAUACGUCGUAAACUGUAUCAUACUCGAGUAAUACCUACUCAUUCCCAUUCAGUCCCGGCUCUUACAAUGCCACAAAAUAGAAUAUGGGACAAAACAAGGCUAAUAAAGAAACAUAAGAGAUUGGGUAUACGUGGGUAAGCAUCUUUUAUUCAAGGAAUUGGUGACGCGGAAUGAGUAUGAAUGUAUGACGUAGGUAAUUUACAAAUCAUGCCUAUGAUUACAUUUAGUUUG
This is a messenger RNA of Ostrinia furnacalis (Asian corn borer), 1845 nucleotides long. RefSeq names its product defective proboscis extension response 18. Lineage: Eukaryota; Metazoa; Arthropoda; Insecta; Lepidoptera; Crambidae. Bases 169 to 1431 code for a protein of 420 amino acids. The transcript has 8 exons. Gene Ontology annotation, cellular component: neuron projection membrane. The record is from RefSeq and is a predicted model, not a curated record. Gene Ontology annotation, biological process: synapse organization.